Prunus mume (Japanese apricot) is the source of this 562-nucleotide messenger RNA. Lineage: Eukaryota; Viridiplantae; Streptophyta; Magnoliopsida; Rosales; Rosaceae. The record is from RefSeq and is a predicted model, not a curated record.
AUGGAGCAUUUAACAAUCAGUCCACGAUGGACAAGCAGGGAAGAUGAGCUUAGAGAAGUUUUUCGCUAUUUCGAUGGAGAUGGCGAUGGCAAAAUAUCAGCCUCCGAGCUCAGAGCCUAUUUUGGGUCCAUAGGUGAGUACAUGUCGCAUGAGGAGGCUGAGGCUGUGAUCAAAGAUCUUGAUGCAGAUGGAGACAGCCUGUUAGACUUUGAAGACUUUCUGCAGCUGAUGGGCAGAGGAGGAGGAGACGACGAGGACUUGAAGAAGGCCUUCGAGAUGUUUGAAUUGGAGAAGGGGGUCAUAACCCCCAGAAGCUUGCAGAGGAUGCUGCAUAGGCUUGGUGACAGCAAGUCAUAUCAUGAGUGUGUCACCAUGAUUCAAGUUUUUGAUACUGAUGGCAAUGGGGUGGUUGAUUUUAAUGAGUUUCAUCGAAUGAUGGCUUAACUUAAUUAAGUUCAUGGUUGAUGAUUUAAUAAUGUCUAGUUAGUCGUAAAUAUGUAUAUGCAUGGAUGUGUUGUGUGGUUCUAUCAUGGUCCUUCUUUAUGGAGUUGGAACAUUUCUA